Molecule: messenger RNA, 3498 nt
Organism: Malus domestica (apple)
Lineage: Eukaryota; Viridiplantae; Streptophyta; Magnoliopsida; Rosales; Rosaceae
Product: disease resistance protein RPV1-like
Biological process (GO): defense response; signal transduction
Molecular function (GO): ADP binding; protein binding
Source: RefSeq, a predicted model, not a curated record
AUGACUUAUCAUUUUUGUGGACUGAAGGAGGUUGACUGGGGUUUAGAGACUUUAGAUAUUUCACUUAUCCGUUGGGCAACACAAACACAAACACAACCACAAACGCUGCCUUUUUCCAGUUGCGAUCUGAAUUACUGCAGGGUUGUAACGGUGGAUACCGCCAUGACAACCCACGAAGCCUCCUCUUCAUCCUCCUCCAAGCCAAAACUUUGGAAUUACGAAGUGUUUUUGAGCUUCAGCGGUGCAGACACACGCAAUGGCUUCACGGGCCACCUCCACGCGGCUUUAAAAGACAGGGGAUAUCAGGCUUAUUUCGAUGAGGACGAUAUAGAAAGAGGGGAAGAAAUCAAAGACCAACUGUUCCGGGCGAUCGAAGAGUCGAGGAUCUGUAUCGUUGUCUUCUCAAAGAGGUAUGCGGAUUCGAGUUGGUGUCUUGAGGAGCUGGUGAAGAUCAUGGAGUGCAGAUCCAAACUGGAGCGACAUGUUUUGCCAAUAUUCUAUCAUGUUGAUCCUUCACAUGUCAGGAAGCAGGACGGAGAUUUAGCCGAAGCAUUUCUGAAGCACGAAGAGGGCAUCAGUGAAGAAAAGGAUGACAAGAAACGUGAAGCUAAACAAGAAAGAGUAAAACAGUGGAGAGAGGCUCUUACAGAAGCUGCAAAUUUGUCUGGCCACCAUCUUCAAAUCACUGACAAUAGGCGCGAAGCAAAGCUUAUUAGAGGAAUUGUUGACAAGAUUAUUACUAAAUGGCUUCCAAGCACAAACAAAUUAUAUGUGGCCAAGCACCAAGUUGGAAUCAAUUCUCGCAUUCAAAAUAUUAUCGCUUUUCUUUCAAGUGGUGGACCAAAUAAUGUUAUCAUGGUUGGAAUUUGGGGGAUGGGUGAAUUGGGUAAAACAACAGUUGCCAAAGCCAUUUAUAACCAAAUUCAUUGUAAGUUUGAAUUCAAAAGUUUCCUUGCCGACGUUAGCGACACUACAAGUAAACAUGGUCUAGUUUAUUUGCAAGAAACACUAGUUUCUAACAUCUUGAAAAAGAAGUAUAAAAUAAGCAGUGUUGAUGAAGGUAUCAGUCUGAUAGAACAACACUUUCAACGUAGAAGGGUACUUGUCAUCGUGGACAAUAUAGAUGAAGUGGAACAACUCAAUGCAAUAGCUGGAAAUCGUGAUUGGUAUGGUCCAGGAAGUAGAAUUAUCAUAACAACAAGAGAUGAACAUUUACUAAAGCAAGUGGAAGUGGACAAGAUAUAUCCGCUUCAGAAAAUGAAUGAAGAAGAAGCUCUGGAGCUCUUUAGUUGGCAUGCAUUUAGAAAUAGUUGGCCUAACGAAGGAUAUCUUGAACUCGCAAAAAAGGUUGUUUCUUACUGCGGAGGCUUGCCACUAGCACUUGAAGUUUUAGGCUCUUUUUUGAUUAAAAGAACCAUAUCAGAGUGGGGAAGUCAAUUGGAGAAAUUGGAAAAAAUUCCUGAUGGAAAAAUAAUAAAACCACUAAGAAUAAGUUUCGAAGGGCUAGAUGAUACACAAAAGGCUAUAUUCCUUGACAUAUCUUGUUUCUUUAUUGGAUGGAAUAAGGACUAUGUCAUAAAAGUAUUAGAUGGAUGUGAAUUUUCUGCAACAAUAGGAAUCAGUGUUCUUCGUGAACGAUGCCUUGUAACUGUUGAACGCAACGAGUUGAAUAUGCAUGAUUUGCUUCGAGAAAUGGCCAGAGUAAUCAUUUCUGAAAAAUCCCCUGAUCACCCUGGAAAAUGGAGUAGGUUGUGGAACCCUCAAGUCGUCACCAAUGUAUUAACAAAUAAAACUGGAACUGAAGGAGUCGAAGGACUUGCUCUACCAAGGACCAGUUGUUUCACUACAAUAGCAUUUACCAAUAUGAAGAAACUGAGAUUGCUUCAGCUCAACUUCGUAGAGCUCAAUGGAGAAUACAAACAUCUUCCCAACGAGUUAAUAUGGUUGUGCUGGCAUGGAUUCCCUUUAAAGUCCAUACCAGAUGACUUUAUUAAUCAACCAAGACUAGUUGUUUUAGACAUGCAGUUUAGCCAACUGCUACAAGUUUGGGAGGGUUCCAAGUCGUUGCUGAAGUUGAAAAUCAUUAAUCUCAGUUAUUCCCGUUUGCUAAUUAAAUCACCGGAGUUUUCACAACUCCCAAAUCUUGAAGAGCUGAUAUUGGAAUGCUGUUUUAGUUUGUCCGAGAUUCACCCCUCCAUUAGUCAUCUUGAAAGACUGUCUUUGGUGAACCUUACGAGAUGUUACAAGCUUCGUUCUCUUCCAAGGGAUUUCUAUAAGUCGAAAUCUGUUGAGACUCUUCUUCUUAAUGGAUGUUUCAUAGAACUACAUGAGGAUUUAGGGGAGAUGGUAUCGUUGAGAGUACUUGAAGCAGAGAGUACAGCCAUAAGGCACGUACCACCUUCCAUGGUGAGACUGAAAAAUUUCACUCGUUUAUCCCUAGAAUGUGUGCAAUUGUUGGGGUUGCCUAUUCCUGAGGAUCUUGGGAGUCUAAUUUCCUUACAAGAUUUGAAUCUUCGAAGGAAUGAUUUUCGUAGCCUACCCAGCCUCACUGGUCUUUCAAAGCUCGAAACUCUACGGCUAAGUGGAUGCAGAAAGCUUCAAACGAUCCCUGAUUUACCAACAAAUUUGAAAUUUCUGUAUGCAUUUGAUUGCCCUGCAUUGAGAAUUGUGCCAAAGUUAUCAGAAAGGGCAAAUGGGAGACAGCUGAAUGUAAGUGAUUCAACCAAACUCACUAAAGUUGUAGGUUCCGGUAAGUCAUUAAACACCAUGACAUGGAUUGAUAUGAAAAGGUGCACCAAUCUCACAGCUGAGUUUAGGAAGAACAUCCUACAGGGAUGGACUUCUUGUGGAUUUGGUGGCAUUUUCCUCCGUGGAAAUUAUGUUCCUGAUUGGUUUGAGUUUGUCAACGAGGGCAAUAAAGUCAGUUUUGUUAUUCCCCCAAGUGAUGAGCGUAAUCUUGAAGGGCUGACUCUAUUCUGCAAUUUUGAAAGGUUGACUCUGUUUUGCUUUUAUUGCUCAGGCAAUAGAUUCAAUCGUCCUCUUCCUCUUGCCAGUAUCACUGUAAUAAAUAAUACCAAAUGUACAGAGUUGGGGGAUUGCAUAGUCAGAGAAGAUUGGGAGGGGCUAAUAGAUAACAAACCAGCCCAUUAUAUUUGGCAGGGACAAUUAUCGAACCAUAAGCUCAAUUUGCAAGGCAAGGAUAUAGUUGAAGUUGAUAUAAUUUUUGCGGAAUCUGAUUUUCCUCAGACAGUGAAGAGAACAGGGGUUAAUCCAGUAUGGGACAAACCUAUGGGUUAAUCCAGCUCGGUUCUAUGAUCAUGAUCCUCUCGGCCUUGCACAUUUACGUCCUUCUUUGUCUGUUGAGCUUAUGAACAAGAGAUGUUACCCUAUGGCUUCUUGUCAAUGCACGUCCUUUUUAAAAGCGCUAACAAGCAAGAAAACAGAUAUUGUAACACCCAACGUUUUCUUAUAAUGGACAUUCUCAUUUUACUAGCGUAA